Molecule: messenger RNA, 565 nt
Organism: Panicum virgatum (switchgrass)
Lineage: Eukaryota; Viridiplantae; Streptophyta; Magnoliopsida; Poales; Poaceae
Exons: 2
Coding region: 34-537 (167 amino acids)
Source: RefSeq, a predicted model, not a curated record
UCCCCCCCCCCCCCCCCCCAAGGAGCAGAUGCGAUGCGAAGGCGAUGUCACGGCCCGCCACCCCCGCUCGCUGCCCGACGCGCGUAUGGCGACGUGCUCAGGGUGCAGCCGCGGCCAUCUACACCAUCCAGUACCUCUGAUCAGAUAGACGACUAUUCCUCUCUCCUGCUCGUUGGGAACGGGCUCAUGGCGGCGUUGCGAUGCGGGGAUGGCUGCUGCGGCGGGAGUUUGAGUAAUGGGGUCCUUCGAUUCGUGAUGACCGUUGGCCGCCGGAUCACUCCAGCACCACCACGCCGCGGCUCAGACGACCUCGCCGCCGUCGCGACGCACGGACGACCCAUCCCCCUCCCGCGGGUGAGGUGCCGGUUGGCGACCGGCGACCUCCCAGCCUGCGGACCGACGGCGGCUCCCUUGCCCCAGCCCGACAGCAGCGACAGCGGCGAGCUCCCACCCGGCGGGUCGACGGCGGUUAGAUUCUUCGACAGCCAGCGCAAGUGGCGCCCCACACCCGGCCACCUCCCUGGGAGGCUCGACUGACACCGGCGCUCCGACCUCGCCUCCACGA